Messenger RNA from Drosophila eugracilis, 4499 nucleotides. Its product is annotated as zinc finger protein Xfin. NCBI's taxonomy places the organism in Eukaryota, Metazoa, Arthropoda, Insecta, Diptera, Drosophilidae. The record is from RefSeq and is a predicted model, not a curated record. Gene Ontology annotation, cellular component: nucleus. The coding region runs from base 97 to 4374 and encodes 1425 amino acids. The transcript is spliced from 5 exons. Gene Ontology annotation, molecular function: zinc ion binding.
AUUGUUACAUUUAGAAGUUAUUAUUUGUUAUUAAGAGUUUUUUUUAUUGAAUUUCUACUAUAAGAACAUGACAUAAGUCAGAAAGUUGAUGGAAAUAUGCUUCCGUCAGACAUUUGUCGAACCUGUGCACUGAAUAACGUUUGUUUGCUACCCUUAUCCACUUGCUUGGAGAGAGACGCUUCCAAAAGUUUCUACGAUGUGCUCCAGGAGCUUACGCAAAUUGAUACCCGGCUAGAGAGCUCGAACGAAAAUCUGCCGCAGCAUCUGUGCACUGAUUGUUGGACAAGGUUAGACAAUGCCUAUGCCUUUGUGGAGCAGGCCAAACGAGUCAAUGGGGAGCUGCUGGCGCGGCUAAGAGAGUGUCUGGAUGAAAUGCCCAUCGACAUCCCACCGGAGCAGAACAUAAAAACUGAAGUUGACCUCGAUGAUGAGGCUAAUAAGUCCGAGGAGGAUGUGGACAGCACUGGAAUGGCAAAACUGGAGCUCAAAUGGCAGCCAGAAAGUGACAGCGAUGAGGAAUUCGUUGAUGCAGCAUUAAGUGAUAAAGAAGAGGUGGAUAAGAAGCCUUACCAUCUGCGACGGAGUUCUCGAAAAGACAAGCAGGCGCCAUUAGAAAGCGAGGAUGAAGAUGUUAAGCCAUCUGAAUCUUCGCCCAUAAAACGGCGUCGAGGACGUCCCCCUGGUCGAGCUAAAAGCCAGUCGAUGACCAGCGAUGGCCGUCACGCCUGUGAGGUCUGCGAUAAGACCUUCUCCUGGUACCGUGACAUGCAGCGUCACGCUAGGAUUCACUUUGAGAAAGCCUCAUACGUGUGUGAUACCUGUGGCAAGGGAUUCUUGCGUAAGGACAAAUACAUGUUCCACCUCCGCUGUCACAAAAAACGCGAGGCCAAAUGGAAGGCUCUCCAGGUCGGAAAACAAUGGCGAUUUGCUGAGCGCCUUUAUAGCUCCGGAAGAUUAAAGAAAAUAGAAUGUAAGUUGUGUGGAUUAAGUUGUCAGCGAAUGGAGGAGCUUAGAAUUCAUAUAAAUACUCAUGUGAACGUGGAGAGUUUGGCCGACUUGAGAAAAGAUAGCGAUGUGGUCAGAGAGCAUUUUGCUGGAUUGUCUUGCGACUUAGACACUAUCAAGCAAAAGAUAUGCUCUGACGUAGCCGAAGGACUUUCCGAGAAGUUUGCUUGCAUUGUAAAUUUUUACGGCUAUGAGAUGGGUUUGAAUGAUUCAGAUGAAGAGAGUGCUAGCGAGGAGUCGAAGUACAAUUGCUUUGUGUGCAAUCUAUCGUUCACUCGCAAGCACCGCCUGGUAAAACAUACUUUGGAUGAGCACUCCCAAUCUUCUUCAACGCUUCCCUGGCAAAGCUGCGGUUCCUGUAAGGUUGGUUUCCUAUGCUUAACACUCUACAAUCAACAUUUGAACACCCAUUGCCACAGUCAAAUAAGACGAUAUCGCUGCCGGAAAUGUCCCGGGAAGUUUAUGUGGCCAGAAAACCUGCAAAACCAUGCAUGCUCCCAUCGGCGAGCGGAGAAGAAAAUAUUGUGCACGUUGUGUGAUGCUGUGCAAACUAGUUUAGCGCAACUUCGGGUUCACCUAAUCACACACCAAAAUGAUUUGAAUGGAAUUAGUUUGGAUUACAAUUCCACCUUCUUUCGAUCGUUUUACCCUGAUGGACUUGACUGCUCUACAUCGGAUCUUGCUGCUCGUAUAUCUGAGGAUUUCAAUGUCCAGGACUUUGAUCGAUAUUACAAUGCCAGUACGGAGAGUGGACGAGAGCUGGAUUUGUUCGAUUCCGAAACAGAUGAAAGCGAUGAGGAGACUAGGAUAUACAGUUGUCUUUUGUGUGGGGAAAAUACUAGUACUCUGGCGAGUCUUUUGCAGCACCAAAAGAACAUACAUUCAGAUAGGGCAGCUAAUCUGCCCUGUCCCUGCGAUGAUUGUGGUUCUGGAUUCGUCAGCAAAGAUCUUCUGGAGCAACACCGUAGGCAAAGAUGCGCCAAAACACACUUCCGCUUUCAAUGCCAUAUUUGCAAUAUUCGAUUCGUGUGGCAAUCCAAUUAUGAAUUGCAUCUGAAGACUCACCAUAGCAAAAAACACGAUGAAGAAGAACUUACAACAAGGUUGCAAUGCGACGAAUGUGAAAAGGUCUUCAUCUGGCACAAAGAUCUCAACCGACACAAGCGACUGCACCAGCCUCAGUCUGCAGCGCCGUUCGACUGCCCUCAUUGCCAUCGCAGGUUCCAUCGCAAGGACGGUCUCAAAUCCCACCUUAAAGUGCAUGCAGGAGAACCCGAUCAUAUAAAAGAGCUGCCUUUCAUACCCAACGUUGUUAAUGGAAUAACCCUUAGCCGACUUAGUCGUCCCCAUGGCUGCAAGCUUAUUAGGUGCAUGAUCUGCCUCUCAACCCACUCAAAAAUAAGUAAUCUAAGAACUCACAUGCGUUCUCAUCAAUAUGAAUUAAGUUUUUCCGAAGAGAGAGAUAUUUCUAGUGCCUCAAAGGCUUUUUACCCGGAACUCGAAAAUGUCUUAGGAAGAGAUGAACUCGCCGGAAGGAUUAUGGGUGAUGUGCAGCAACAAUUGGAUUUGGAUCGAUUUGUGUCUAUCACAAACGAGGCUGGUCUAGAGCUGAAUCUCGAUAGCAGUGAAACUGAAACUGAAUCCGAGCAAAAAGAAGAUCAAUCAUUCCAGGGCUACGCUUGCAAUCUUUGUGAUGUGGUUUCGAUGAGAAAGCAUCAGUUGUAUGCCCACCAGCUAGCGGAGCACAAGUGGGAUGAGGCAUUCCUUGUAUGCUCUCACUGCCAGGCCCGGUUUGUUAACGUAUCUUUGCAAGACCAUCACUCAAGAACCGUCUGUUACAAUCCGCAGAAAGUCUUUCAGUGUCGCAAAUGUCCACUUCGGUUCCGCUGGCGGGAGAACCUGCAGCUCCACAUAAACCUUUUCCAUCAGCAAGUUGAGAUUCCAGUCCCAGAAGAUUUCCCUCAAGCGGAUAGUGAUCUGCAGUGCGAUAAGUGCCAACGCACCUUUAAGAUGCAAAAGGAUCUCACGCGUCAUACACUGAUGCACGGCCAAGAAUCGAAUAUUUUCCGGUGCCGUUGGUGUGCUCGUCGUUUUUAUCGCAAGCCCAAUCUCCUACAGCAUAUCGCUCGCCAUGGGAUAAGUGUUAGCCAAUUGCCUUAUGCAGAGGCAAUUCUAGACUCAUAUGUGAAUCCCGCUGGUCAAAAGAAGAUAGAGUGCAAAGUGUGCUGUGUGAGCUUUCCCACCAUUGCGGCACUGCGUCUGCAUUUGGAAACAAUGCCCACAGGCAGUCACCACGACUUGUCAUCUCUUCAAAACUACUCGAUUACCAACCAAAUGGGAUACGAGAUGGAAUUGGAUGAUUCGGAGACGGAUGAUAAUGACUCUAGGACACAUUCAAAACCACCUGGGGCCACGGAGUUUUACACCUGUGGAAUGUGCCAACUAAAGUGUUCGCGAAAAUUCGAGCUUUAUCAACACCAGCAAGCCAUGCAUCGGAUGGAGAAGAUCCCCGACGGUUGUGAUAGGUGCAUCUUUAAAAGUGUCUGCCCGGAAAUAAUUUCUCAUCAUAAGAAAACUCAAUGUGAAAAUCGCGAAAAGCAGUUUAAAUGCACCCGCUGUGGCUACAAGUUCAUGUGGGAGUCUAACCUAUUGCAUCACAUGCAGAUGCAUCAUGAAAAGCCAGAGGAUCAACAGCUUGAUGAAUCAAAGGAGGCGACAGGUAAUGAUCCAAAAGCCGAUUGUCAGGUCUUUCAGUGUGGACUUUGUACAAGGAAAUAUAACCGCAAGGAUCGGCUCACAGCACACUUGAAGAAGUUUCAUGGACCUGAUGGCAAAGGCUCAAAUGAAGUUAGAACCUCGAAUAGACCCACAUCUCCUAAGGAACCAAAACGGUUCCUGUGUGCCUUUUGUGGCAAGGCGGUCAGCUCAUCCUCCAAUCUGAUCAUACACAUGCGCCGGCAUACCGGAGAGAAGCCUUUCAAGUGCGAUUACUGCACAAUGGCCUUCCCGCGUUCCUCUGACCUCCAGUGCCAUCGAAGGACGCAUACCGGAGAACGUCCUCAUGUUUGCACUGUCUGUCAGAAAGGAUUCGCCCGCUCGUACAAACUGCAGCAGCACAUGAGGAUCCAUAGCGGAGAACGGCCUUACAAGUGCACCUACUGCGAGAAGAGUUUCACGCAAUCCAACGAUCUAACACUUCAUAUCCGUCGGCACACAGGCGAACGGCCCUACCAGUGCGGCGUCUGCGGAGAACGAUUUAUCCAAGGCACCGCCCUGAAGAAUCAUCGCAUGCAGCAGAGCCACUACGAGGAGGGACAGGAAUCAGGAGAGCCCCCAAGACGCACGGUUGUGGAGCAGUUUAAUAUAUAAAAUAAGGAAUAAAAAAGUAUAUAAGUUGUAAAGAUGAUUUUUAAUGGAUUCGUUAUUUUAGUAAGUAGGUUUAAUUUGGAUUUGGAUUAGAUUUAAAGUGAAAGGAUAAAUAAAUAUAAUUUUCA